AUGUCAUCUUCUUCUUCAAUCAAAUUCUUCGCUCUUCUGGCUAUUUUUGGUGUUGUGGCCGCUCAAUUCGGUAUGAAUACUGGACUUGGUUUGGGUGCCGGUCCGAUAAAUGCCGGUGUUCAAGGUGGGGCCUAUGGUGGACGAUAUGGGCAACAAGGAUACGGUGGACAAAGAUACGGUGGACAGGGCUACGGGCAACAAGGUUACGGUCAACAACAAGCCUACGGUGGUGCACAGUACGGUGGACAAGGAUACGGUGGUGGUCGAGGUGUUUAUGGAAACGGAAAUGUUGGCCUAGGAGUUCGCCCAGGUGGUUUAGUCGGAGGAAUUCUUGGAUAA
Messenger RNA from Caenorhabditis angaria, 339 nucleotides. The record is from the annotation of a GenBank genome assembly. NCBI's taxonomy places the organism in Eukaryota, Metazoa, Nematoda, Chromadorea, Rhabditida, Rhabditidae.